This is a messenger RNA of Arabidopsis lyrata subsp. lyrata, 2335 nucleotides long. Its product is annotated as F-box/kelch-repeat protein SKIP6. Gene Ontology annotation, molecular function: protein binding. Bases 1329 to 2231 code for a protein of 300 amino acids. The record is from RefSeq and is a predicted model, not a curated record. Lineage: Eukaryota; Viridiplantae; Streptophyta; Magnoliopsida; Brassicales; Brassicaceae. The transcript has 2 exons.
AAGAGACCAAGUGAACCAUGAUAGAAGAAUUAAGCUUACCGGUUUUUCAGACUUGAGAUACCAUGGAGCAGAUGACAUAUACGGAGCUAGACCAAGCCCAGCUUUACGAGCUUCCUCUAAUUCGAUUUGCUUCCUAUGAUCUUUCCUUGACUUAAAAGCAACUGCAAAAUCCCCAAGAUCAUGUCAACAAACAUUGAAAAGUUUCAAAUCUUGACAUGACUACUAUUGAUUCACCGAGUAACAGUUAAGCUAGACACUGAGUCAAUAUAUCCAUGCAUGUAGUUUAUUAUUUUUGUUCAUUAAUUCUGAAGUAAUCUCUGAUCAAUAUUUCGUUGCAUAAAGGAGAGAAUCUCUCAGGUUUACUAUGAACAACGACUGGAUUUUCAGAAAACGUAGAAAACAAUAAAUCAGAGUCUAAGAAGUAUCGCAAAUCAAAGAGAAUCUACGAUACAAACCUCCCCAAAUCAGUUUUAAAAACCCUAACUUUCUGAUGAAGAUACGAAAUUAGAACUAAAUUCUUGACCACUAAAGGGAAACUAACAACCAAAAAUCCAGCUAGGAACGUACAAGUAAAAUUGAAUGAAUGCGACCUGAAGCCGUCGCCAUGGUUAUCCUCGUCAAGCUUCGAUUCACCCAAAAAAAAAUGCGAGAUUGAGAAAAACUAAGAAAACUUCGAUUAUUAUAUAUCUCUCGGGCGUUAAUGUAAGGCGGUGUAAUUGAUUUGUAGCCCUAACUUCCUGAGGAAUUUUUUUAAUUUUUCCCUCUGGAUUAAUUUUUUUUUACCAACUUGUCCUUUGAAUUAAACUCGGGAGAGAAAAAAUUCUGUCAACUACUGUAUAUAUUCUCGAAAAAAAAAAAAGAAGACUAGUUUCUUCUACAAGAAAAAGAAGGAAAUUAGGGUUUUAAUCUUCUUCGUUUUGGAAAAGGAACCAUAAAAUUCUAUGAAACAGUUUCUGUCGGAUCAGGAACCAUCAAAAAAUCUAUAAAACAGUUUACGUACGGAUCAAAGCAAGAUCUCACAAAAUUCGAGAAGUUGAAUACGGACAGUACUCAAUCAAUCAAAGGAAAAUCUAGAGUUUUGGGUUGUUGUGAAUUGGGAUUGACGAUGUUCGAGUGUUACGCUCCAGAAGUGCCUACCGGAAAGUAAAAGGAGGAAGAAGACCAAGGAGACGUCUCACUCGUGGUCUGGGUUAUCGUUGUUACCGGAUGAGAUAGCUCUGAGAUGCUUGGCUCGUGUUUCGAGAUUUGACCACGCGGCCUUAUCUCUCGUCUCCAAGAGCCACCGCUCUCUCGUAGCUUCCACUGAGCUCUUCUACUUGAGAUGGGAGAUGGGUUGCACCGACGUGUCUAUGUACGUAUGCAUGAAAGUCUUUCCUAACCCAACUCCACGGUGGUUCAUUCUUACCCCUAAUAGACGACUGAACCCGAUCCAGUCAAAUCCUUACCAGCCUCCGGAUUCAUCUUCUUUCGUUGUGGUGGAUGGGGGAAUCUUUGUAAUUGGUGGACUCAUCGACGGCAUUCCCACUACGGAUGUGUCGUUCCUCGAUUGUUACUCUCACACAUGGCACCGCGUCAAGUCCAUGAAUAUGCCUCGAGCUUCCGCAUCGGCAUGCUUCGUAGACGGGAAUAUAUACGUGUUUGGAGGGUCCGAGCAUUACGCUCAUGACCAUAUAUGGGCAGAGGUAUUUGAUCGAGAGACUCAAACUUGGGCUCCUUUCAUGUUUUUGACCCACAAUUGGGAUUUUGAGAUACCACAAAAUAAAAUUAUACACCAGAGUUUGGCUAUAGAGGUGAAGAAGAUUUUCGCGUUGAAUGAGAAAGAUCGAAGAUUCUACAUCUUGCCAAGCGAUGAGAUAGUAAACACAAAGGAUUGGUGUAUCAUUGAUAAACUAUUGUACUGUCGCGGUACUCGCGGAAAAAUCUUAUGGUGUGAGCUAAAUGAAUUGGAUUGGAAGGAAGUUAAAGGCUUGGAAGAUUUGCAACACUCUCUCUCUAGUUCGAGAUAUUCCUUUAAUAUCAACAAACUCUGCAGCAAUUCUGCUGGAAACAUUGUUAUCUUUUGGAUUGCGCAGAGUUUGGACCUUUGGUGUGCCGAGAUUUCCAUGGAGAGAUGCAAGGGAGGCGAGAUUUGGGGAAAGAUUGAGUGGUUUGGUGUUGUUUUUGAAGUUGAUCCUUUCUUACACUCAUCAUAUGGUUUUAAGGUCUUAUAUUCCGCGUCUGUCUAUGUCUGAAAUUUUAAUCUUCACAGUCAUUGUUAACUAUUCCAUUUGUGGAACAAUGGCUAGAAAGCCACUAUCUGGGGAAAAACCUAAAAUGCCACCUUUCUAAUUUCUAA